Molecule: messenger RNA, 1159 nt
Organism: Dama dama (fallow deer)
Lineage: Eukaryota; Metazoa; Chordata; Mammalia; Artiodactyla; Cervidae
Product: small nuclear ribonucleoprotein G-like
Exons: 1
Coding region: 780-1010 (76 amino acids)
Biological process (GO): mRNA splicing, via spliceosome; spliceosomal snRNP assembly
Cellular component (GO): U2-type prespliceosome; U1 snRNP; spliceosomal tri-snRNP complex
Molecular function (GO): RNA binding
Source: RefSeq, a predicted model, not a curated record
CGCUAUUGAAAGGUUGUUGCUGAAUCAUGCAAAGAUGUCGGGGUUCUUGGCCUCCGGAGGAGAAGAAUCCAAUCCAGGCCAGAGACGAGGCUGGAUCGCUCAGAGCUUUUGUAUAAGAAAGUUUUAUUAAAGUAUAAAGGAGAUAGAGAAAGCUUCUGACAUAGACAUCAGAAGGGGGUAGAAAGAGUACCCCCUUGCUAGUGUUAGCAAUGGAGUUAUAUACUCUCCAAAGAAUCCAAAGAAUGUCUGGAGGUUGUAAAGACCUCACCAGACCUACUCCCAUAAUUUACAUUUUAAGAUAACAGAAUUGGCCAGAAGGUUUAAUCCAAAGACUGUCCUCAGGCAGGAUACAUCCUUGUAAAGACCAGACCUACUCCCAUAAUUUAUGUUUUAGAACGUGAAAGUGAAAGUGAAGUCGCUCAGUUGUGUCCAACUCUUUGCGACCCCAUGGAUUGUAGCCCACCAGGCUCCUCCAUCCAUGGGAUUUUCCAGGCAAUAGUACUGGACUGGGUUGCCAUUUCCUUCUCCAGGGGAUCUUCUUGACCCAGGGAUCGAACCUGGGUCUCCCGCGUUGCAGACCUAAUUUAUGUUUAUGUCUAAUUUAUGUUUUAAGAUAACAGAAUUAGCCAGAAGGUUUAAUCCAAAGACUGUCCUCAGGCAGGAUACAUUAUUGUUAUAUAACCCUAAAGAAUGUAGAGGAAGCCCGGGCCUGCCGCUGGAGCAUGAAGGACCACUCGAAUUCUGUUUGGAGGCUUCUUUGAGCUCGCAGAGUAGACAUCAUGAGCAAAGCACACCCUCCUGAGUUGAAGAAAUUUAUGGACAAGAAGUUAUCAUUGAAAUUAAAUGGUGGCAGACAUGUCCAAGGAAUACUGCAGGGAUUUGAUCCCUUUAUGAAUCUUGUGAUAGAUGAAUGUGUGGAGAUGGCAACUAGUGGGCAACAGAACAAUAUUGGAAUGGUGGUAAUACGAAGAAAUAGUAUCAUCAUGUUAGAAGCCUUGGGACGAGUAUGAGCAACGGCUGUGUUCACCAGAGAAAUCAACUGCCUCCAUGUGUCCCCUUCGCCACAAUUUACUACCAGAAAAAUUGGGUUGUGUACAUUUUCUUACUGAACUUUUUUGUUAAAUAAACUUUUGUAAUAGCCAAAAAAAAAAAAAAAAAA